GUGUUGCCGGGAUAUUCAAACCAGUUGGUACUCAAAAGUUGAAACACGUAUAUAACAAUUUUUAACAAAAAUUUUACGAAAUUGUGAUUUAAAUCUGGAAAUGCUCUUUUAAGAAAACAAUUUCAUAGCUUCACAAAGAAAUGAAAAAAAAGUAAUGCGAAUGAAAAAUUUGUUCAACAAGUUCUCAAAACUUAACAAGGGCAAAAUAUUUUCAUUAAAAAAGUCACAUAAUUUAGCCAAAAAUAAAGCAUACAAAAAUGCAGAAAAAUUUAUUUUUGUAUUUGUAUGUGUUUAAAAAGGAUUAAAGUAACAUACAAUUCAUAAUAAGUAUUUUGCAAAGCUAGCACAAUAAUAACAUUAUUUUACAACUUUUACAACAAUAAACGAAAACAACACAAAACCACAAAAGAAAAAUAUAAAAACACAACAAUAAAGCAAGGAUUAAACAAGGAUUAUUAAACAACAGGGAUUACCUUAACAGUAAUACAUAAAAGAUCCCGUCAUCUGAAAUACAAAUUGCGGUGUGAGUACUAAAAAACCUCAUGUACAAUAGAGCACAAUUAGUGAAGUGUGAAAUGUUAGCAUAAAGUUGAGCUUAUAUACAACGAGAUUUAAUUUCCUGUAAAGAAAAUAAGAUAAAAAAAUAUAAAAUGGGUCGUGCAAAAAAAACAAUCGCUGAAGAUCUCGUCAAUGUCGAUGAGGAUAAGGAACACGCCAAAUGCCUUGUGUGUGAUAAGGUCUUAAAAUUUCACAUGGGAAAUAUUAAAAGACAUUAUCAACAACUACAUAAUAAGGAUUUUGUUAUGCUAGAUUCGGAUGUCCUUCCAUCAUCGUCAAAGAAAAGAAAAAUGGUAUUGGUACCAUUACAAAUGGAUAAGAAGGAAUACCUUAAAAUUAUUGGCAAAACAGUUUCGCAACUACAUAUGCCUUUUAGGUUCUUUGACGAUGAAGUAUUUCAAAAACUUUUACAACCUUGGACUACAGCAUAUGAUGUCAAAUUCAAUUCAAAAUCCAUCAGUACGCAUGUGAAUAAUAUAAGUAAAACACUUCGUUCUGAAUUGACAGAUAAAUAUUUCUUUGAAAAGGAUAACGAAUAUUUGCAGACAGAUAUUAAAGUUCAACUGGAUAUUACUUUAAAAAAAAAACAUAAAAGCGGACAAAAAAAUCCAGAAUCCAGAAGUUAAAUUAUCAACACUAUUUUUUGCAAAGUGAUGUGAUUCCUUAUUCAUUUCCUAUUGAAUUUUAAAUGAAAUUUGUGAUUUUUAUAUCAAGAUGACAUAUUUUGUUUAAUCCUAGAAAUAUUAAUAUUUUUAAUGAAUUAUAAUAAAGAAACUAAGAACA
Molecule: messenger RNA, 1341 nt
Organism: Lucilia cuprina (Australian sheep blowfly)
Lineage: Eukaryota; Metazoa; Arthropoda; Insecta; Diptera; Calliphoridae
Exons: 5
Coding region: 651-1184 (177 amino acids)
Source: RefSeq, a predicted model, not a curated record